AUGUCUCUUCCUAAACGGAUCAUCAAGGAAACCGAGCGUCUAGUCAGCGAUCCGGUUCCUGGAAUCACCGCCGUUCCACAUGAGGAGAAUAUGCGAUACUUUGACGUUACUGUCGAUGGGCCAUCACAGUCGCCAUAUGAAGGCGGUGUCUUCAAGCUAGAGCUUUUCCUUCCUGAAGAGUAUCCCAUGGUUGCUCCCAAAGUCCGGUUCUUGACAAAAAUCUACCACCCAAAUAUCGACAAGCUCGGACGAAUCUGCCUUGAUGUCUUGAAGACCAACUGGUCUCCUGCUCUUCAGAUCCGGACGAUUCUGUUAUCUGUGCAGGCUUUGCUGGGCGCACCAAAUCCUGAUGAUCCGCUUGCAAACGAUGUUGCUCAGCGGUGGAAAGAAGACGAGCGUGCUGCUAUCGCUACUGCCAAGGAGUGGACACAGACCUACGCUGCGCCUUCAGAGACUGAGGCCUAG
Myxozyma melibiosi is the source of this 465-nucleotide messenger RNA. RefSeq names its product ubiquitin-conjugating enzyme/RWD-like protein. The coding region runs from base 1 to 465 and encodes 154 amino acids. Gene Ontology annotation, biological process: protein K63-linked ubiquitination; DNA damage tolerance. The transcript is spliced from 6 exons. Gene Ontology annotation, molecular function: ubiquitin conjugating enzyme activity. Lineage: Eukaryota; Fungi; Ascomycota; Lipomycetes; Lipomycetales; Lipomycetaceae. Gene Ontology annotation, cellular component: nucleus. The record is from RefSeq and is a predicted model, not a curated record.